Messenger RNA from Gekko japonicus, 2301 nucleotides. RefSeq names its product nephrosis 1, congenital, Finnish type (nephrin) (gene NPHS1). Lineage: Eukaryota; Metazoa; Chordata; Lepidosauria; Squamata; Gekkonidae. The annotation marks the transcript as partial. Gene Ontology annotation, molecular function: cell adhesion molecule binding. Gene Ontology annotation, biological process: cell-cell adhesion. The record is from RefSeq and is a predicted model, not a curated record. The transcript is spliced from 17 exons. Gene Ontology annotation, cellular component: cell-cell junction.
AUGGUGCCCCGGGGCCUUGGAGUAAUGCUCAUCUGCCUUUUCCUGGGCCUGACAGGAGAAGAGAACCUUCAACGGCCUGUCCUCGCGCAGCCAGAGAGCCUGGUCGCCUCUGAAGGGGAAACGUCUGUCCUCAAGUGCGAGGUGGAGAACACGUCUGGCAUCGUGCAGUGGGCAAAGGACGGGCUUCUGCUAGGUCCCAGCCGCAGCAUUCCCGGGUUCUCCCGCUACAGCAUGGUGGGAGAGCCUAGCAAAGGUGAACAUAAUCUACAAAUAACAAGGAGCCGACUGGAAGACGAUGCCUUGUACGAGUGUCAGGUGGGACCCUCCGAGACAAGCGGUGCCAUCAUCUCACGCAGUGUGUUGCUCACCGUGCUUGUGCCCCCAAAGAUGCCGCUCCUCACAGAGUACCAGGCCAACAGCACAGUGACGUGGCUGGCUGGCGUGGAGUACACGGUGAACUGCCAGGUGAAGGAUGCUCGGCCUGCUGCAGAGAUUGCCUUCAGCAAGGGUGACGACAGUGUAUUAGGUGCUGAAUCGAGCACCCAGCCGGGAUCUGAAGACAAACUCUUCAACACAGAGGCUGUGCUGAGGAUCACCCCCCAGAGCUCAGACAAUAGGAAAUGGCUGAUGUGCCGAGCUUCUAACGCAGCCUCUUUAAUCCCAGCGGUUGCCGGUUUCGCCAUGAACGUCCUGUUUCCACCUGAUCCACCCGUCAUCUCAGGCUAUGAGAGCCCCGUUGUCAAAGCCAAGGACAAGUUAAAGCUGACCUGCAUUUCUCUGGGUGGGAAUCCUCUGGCAACCCUGCAGUGGCUGAAGAAUGGGGAAGUCAUUUCCACCAACUGGGAAACGGAUGGUACUAACCAAUUGUCCCGGAGUUUCCUGACUCUCAGCCUAACAGCAGAAGACAACAACGCUACAGUGACCUGCCAGGCCUUGAACCAAGUAUUAUCCCUCCCCCUGCAGGCCAGCUUCACCCUGCAUGUAGUCUUUUUUCCCGAAGAGGUGAAGAUCAUCGGUUCGAGCAGCACCCCAGAAAGAAAGGAGGUCUCCCUGAGCUGCUCCACCUCUUCCAGCAAUCCCCCUGUGCAGUUGCGCUGGUGGCUGGGCUGGAGGGAGCUCAAUGCCACCGAAGUCACCGUCUCAGAGGGAAAUCAUGGUGGGAAGAUCACAGUCUCCAACCUGACAUACAGGGCCCUCCGAGAGGACAAUGACCUGCAGCUGACCUGUGAAGCCUUCAAUGAAGCCAUCCUGUAUGCCAAGAAGGCUAGCGUGACCCUCAAAGUACUAUAUCCUCCUCAGAAGAUCUGGAUCGAUGUGCCUCCGCCAGAAACAUGCUUCCGAGUCGGCACCCAAGUCAAGCUAACUUGUUUUGCCAGUGGUGGGAAUCCUUUGCCCCGCCUCGACUGGUUCAAGGAUAACAAGAUGGUGAGGGAUGGGAUACUGGUGCCAACAGGGCCAUCGGGAAAUAUUGUUUCCAAGGAAUUGCUCCUGACCACUACGCCCAGCGACAACAUGGCUACCUACCGUUGCAACGCCUCCAGUCCCUCCAGAACCCAGCCUCCACUCACGGGCUUCACUCGCCUGCACGUCCAAUAUCCACCCCUGCAGGUAGCAAUUACGACGACAACCAAGGAAGUCAGACAUAACCAGACGCUGAAGCUUACCUGCCAGUCGGGCAGCAGCAACCCUCCUGCCACACUCACUUGGCUCAAAGACGGAAAGGAGUUGAAUGCAAUUGACCUUGGGCAGAAGAAGGCAGAGUACGGAGGCUUUUCCACUUCAAGCCAAGUGACGCUGGUGGCUUACUUGGCGGAUCACGGGCAGAGGGUGGAAUGCCAUGCAUACAGUUCGGUCCUCUCUGAAGAUGUAAACGCCUUUUACCAGCUCAAUAUCCUAUUUCCUCCAGAGUUCUCUGCUGAGCAGCCCCACGCCGUGCAAGUUGCAGAGUAUGAAGUUGUCCGGCUGCCUCUGCUGGUCUCUGCCAGCCCUCCUGAGAUCACCUACCGCUGGAGCUUCCUCGGAGAGGUAAUUCUGACAGAGGGUUCCCCACGGUACCACUUGCGAGACGGUGGAUCUCUGGAGAUCUCGAAUGUGAUACGUGCCGACACUGGCCAGUACUCGGUCCGCUGUGAGAACUCAGAAGGGUACAGCGAGACGACCAUUUUGCUGGAUGUCCAAUAUGCACCAUCCAUCCGCAACAUAGGAGAUCCAACCACGGUGGACCUGGGAGGCACAGCUGAGAUCAUGUGCCAAGCAGAGGCCAAUCCGGCACCUGUGGGCAUGUUCAAGUGGAGAUGGCUG